AUGUGGUUCUACAGUGGAGUGGUGGCAGUGUUUUUUCUUGCCCGGAUGUGCCUGGCAGAAUGGCCAGAUCCUCGUGUUCUGCACAAUCUGACGAUAUUUGUGGAUGAAGGAUGUACCAGCGGCUUCCCGCAGUUCGGUGACGAUGAGAGCUAUAAGCUGAACACUACUAAUGGCGCUGCCGUCCUCAAAGCUAAUCAGGUCUGGGGUGCCCUGAGAGGCUUGGAAUCAUUUGCACAGCUCUUCUACGAUGAUAAUACAAAAGUGCGAGAAGCUGAAAUUCGUGACUAUCCAAGAUUCUCACAUCGAGGAGUUUUGCUUGACACAUCCAGGCACUACUUGUCGGUGGAUAUACUCAAAGCGAACAUUGAGUUGAUGGCGCAAAAUAAAUUCAACACCUUUCACUGGCAUAUCGUUGACAUCGAGUCAUUCCCGUACCAGUCCAAGGCGAUCCCAACGUUGAUUCAUGGCGCCUAUACACCUAGGCACAUCUAUACACUAGACCAGAUUAGGGAUAUAAUAGAUUAUGCGCGAUUACGAGGGAUUCGAGUGUUGCCGGAAUUCGAUACACCCGGUCAUAUGAAAUCAUGGGGCGUAGGCAUCGAGGGUUUGUUGACCAAAUGUUAUGAUAAUCGUGGUGCUGUGAUUCCCGGUAUGGAGAAUAUUUUGGAUCCAACGAGCACAAUCACUUGGGACACGUUGACUGCUCUUUUUGAGACCUAUGGGUUGAAAGAUGGUCAUGGCUUAGAAGUAUGGUAUUUCCAAAAAUUACUCAAACUUCUUCACAGUCUACCGUCUGGCGCUAGUAAAAAAUAUCUUGUAUGGCAAGAGGCCAUAGAAGAAACAGAGCAAACAAAAGAAAAAAUCGUGGAUAACGGUCUGGUAGCACAUAUCUGGAAAAGUAAUGAUAAGUUGAAGUAUGCAACAGAAAAUGGUUACUAUGCAAUUCUUUCGGCGUGCUGGUAUCUUGAUUACAUCUCGGCAUCCGCCGAAUGGAUCACUUACUAUCUGUGCGAUCCUCAGUGUCUGAAAGGAGCUGCUGCUGGGCAUUUAUUCUAA
Molecule: messenger RNA, 1056 nt
Organism: Gongylonema pulchrum
Lineage: Eukaryota; Metazoa; Nematoda; Chromadorea; Rhabditida; Gongylonematidae
Source: the annotation of a GenBank genome assembly